Messenger RNA from Aspergillus melleus, 3720 nucleotides. Its product is annotated as FAD binding domain protein. The record is from RefSeq and is a predicted model, not a curated record. The coding region runs from base 617 to 2560 and encodes 647 amino acids. Gene Ontology annotation, biological process: homocysteine metabolic process. Lineage: Eukaryota; Fungi; Ascomycota; Eurotiomycetes; Eurotiales; Aspergillaceae. Gene Ontology annotation, molecular function: FMN binding; [methionine synthase] reductase (NADPH) activity; flavin adenine dinucleotide binding. Gene Ontology annotation, cellular component: cytosol. The transcript has 3 exons.
AAAGAAAGAAAGCAUCGCUUGUGUGCGUUUUUCCCGCCUUCUUUUCCUCGCUUUUGCCCUCUCCACAUCAUUCUGAUUUCACCCCGUCCUAUCUGAUCUGUUUUAUUUAACCUGCAGUUCCUCCGCUGUCUUCCUGUCAAGCAAUCAUUGGCGUCUCCCAAAGCAGACAAGCGAUCCCGAAUGAUCAGCUCCGGUGAUUAACUAUUAAUAAGGACGCAUCAUUCUCUAGCGCCCAGCGGAACCGCCAUCCCGGUUUUGCCCCAGGCCCGAAAAUCGUCGAUUGCCUCUCCCUUCCCUUCCGCUCGCCCCCAGCGUCUGCAAUUUGCAUUCCUUCCUACGAUCAGUCAGAUCGGCUCAUAAAACGUUGGAUUGAACCGUCCCACCCGUUUAAUUUAGUCCGUCCCCAGUCGUUCGGUUCCGUCUGCUCUCCUUUUCUUUUUCCUGUUUUUGCUUUUUCUGGCCGCUCUGUCUUUUUUAAACCAUACCUCCUCCAACCAUCUCCUCCAUAUUUUCUCCAAGGCUCGACUCUGCAAUUAUACUCCCUGGAGUCUUGCCAUACUCUCAUCUUUAACUCCUUUUCAUCUACAUAUCUUUUCCUCAAGCUUUAACCGGCCCAAUGGUUCACGCAGUACUUGAACCCCCGGUGAGGACCAAUGCGCCGAGGUCCUCGCCCACCAUCAAUGGAGACCACCGGGCUAUUCCCGUGUCGUCCACUUCUCAUCCUGAUAACCCGGUUCCCGAGGAACCUCGCGGCGUCCGAUCCUUAUCGGUGACUGAUAUGACCUUCAAUGGCUUUGCCGCUGCCUCCCAGGAUACUGAGUCCAGCUCUGACUCGCAGUCGCCCUCGACGCCCGCCACGGAUCUCCAGUCGGACACUGAAACCCUAGCACGCAAGCAGUCUGUCGGGGACGAUGACUCUGGCCGUGAACGCCGCGCCUCCACCGUCCUCAUCUCCCAGAACUCAGAGGACAUGAGACGGCUCUUGGAGAAUGUCGGCAUUGGAGGCACCCAGAAGGUGCAGCCUCUGUGCUGUGGCGGUGGAUGCUGCCGCAGUCAGCCCUUGCGGAGGACCUCGGAACCUGUUUCCGGGUCUAAUUUUAUCACGGCCCCCGACAACAAGGCCUACCGGGAUCUGAAGUUGAAUGUGGACUAUCUCACGAUGGACAGCGAGCUGACCAACGUGGUCGAGCUCCCCGAGAAGACCGUCUCCUUCUCGGCUAUUCCGGCAUCUGCCGUGGAUAUGCAGCUGGGACCCGCGGAUCACCCGCCUCCGUUCGUCCAGCCUCACCCUCCGUACAAUGUGUACCGUGCUCCCUUGCAUCAUGCCCGGGAGCUCACCAAGCCCGGUGCCGAGAAGCGAACGUACCAUUUUGAUAUCGACGUGACCGACUAUCCCGCCGAGAGCGGCAUGGUAGACUUCGUCGUGGGCGGUGCCAUUGGCGUGUGCCCCCGAAACAAGGACGAAGAGGUCGACGACAUCUUCAACCAGCUGGGUGUUCCCAAGUCCAUCCGAGACAAGAAGGUCUCGGUGCGCACCACCAAGGGCCGCUGGCCGACCAUCUGGGGUGACGACAAGCCGCGCGAGCUGAUCACCACCCGCCGAGAGCUUCUCAACUGGUGCGCAGAUAUCCAGAGUUACGCUCCUACCAAGGGCCUCUUCCGAUUGCUUGCCGAGUAUGCCAGCGACAUCAACGAGAAGCAGAUCCUGAUGUUCCUUUCCUCCGCCCAGGGUCAGGGCGCCUUCUGCGAUCUCCGUACCGCGUCGCACGUCAGUGUCUCGCAGUUGCUGCACGCCUUCCCCUCCUCGCAGCCCCCUCUUGACCACCUCCUCUCCGUCCUGAACACCCUGAUGCCCCGCUUCUACUCUCUCUCGCAGGACCCCCUGCUCUCGUGCACAAAGGGCGCUCAGCCCCGUCGUCUGGUCGAAGUGGCCGUCAGCGUGGCCGAGUCGGACGACUGGAAGGGCGGCAUGCGGACCGGCGUGGGAUCUGGCUAUCUCGAGCGCCUGGCCCAGCAGGUGAUGCAAGCUGAGAAGCGCGGCAUCGACCCUCGCACGCUCGACCUGCACGUCCCCAUGUUCCGCGGCCUGAUGGCCAACCCGCUGGCCAAGCGGUUCGCCUCCGACGGACCCAUGCUGCUGAUCGGCGCCGGCGUCGGCAUCGCGCCCUUCCGCGGCUUCGUGCAGCGCCGCCUGCAGUCGGCCAACUGUGCCAACAAGGUCUGGGUGCUCCAGGGUGUCCGUGACUCGCUGCUAGACGAGCUCUACCGCGGCGAAUGGGGCGUCGACGAGGACAAGGUGCGCACGGUCGUCCAAAGCCGUCGCGGCGAGAGCAUGUACGUUCAGGAGGAGGUGCGUCACCAGGCCGAUCUGGUCUGGUUCGUCAUCAACGCGCUGGACGGACGGGUCUUCGUCUGCGGUAGCGGCAAGGGCAUGGGCGAGGGUGUCGAGGCCGCUCUGGUCGACGUCGCCAUGGCCAAGGGUAACCUGAACGUGGAAGAAGCCCAGCAGUUCUGGGCGAACAAGAAAGAAGCAGGCCAAUACAUUGCCGAAACUUGGUAAACCAAUCUACACCACAAUUUGUACAUCUUUUCGUGUCAUAUUCAUAUCCUCAUCGGUUGAGUCGACUUCAACCGACCAUAUUGCAUCCUUAUCAUCUGCUAUGUCUGGUCAUAUAUUUGAUCCGGUCUGCAUCUGCACAUCAGCCGUGACAUACGCCGAUCAACAUACCAUUUCAUCUUUUUUCUUUUUAUUGUCUAUGGUCUUGGAUAUCUGCGUGCUUUUAGCGGGGUGGCUUCUUGUUUUUCUUUUCUUUUUUAUUUUUUUUCUGCUUCUCGAUCUGUCUAUCUGUCUAUGUCCAUUAUCCUUUUUCUCGGCUGUGCCGGGACGUGUUCAUUUGCUGUCUGUUCGGGAUCAGGCUGUGCAUUUAUCUAUUUAGAUACAUAUGGUAGCAAUACCUAAUCCAUGGGAUUUACAUACUGAUUUAUAUUGUUUGGCGGUUGGAUGGGAGAGUUUUCAAGUAGGAAUGUGGGCAUGCGCGUGCCUUUUAAUCAACCCCGCCCCACUGGGUGAAACUGUUAUAGUUGUAGGUUCUGAUACUAUAGGAUGGCUCGUGAAGGUCGUUAUGAGGAAUAGACAGCUGGUUGAAUCAAGGUUGGGGAGGUAUUAUGAUAGCGAAAGGAUUCGAUGUCGUGGUCACGUAGGCUCUAUUGUCUAAUGAUACAUGGUCUAAAAGGUAAUGGUUAUCUGGUUCUUGAUUUCUUCUGUUCAACUUUAUUCUGUUCCAUUUUAUCCACCUAUCCCAGCCCCAUAUUCAUGCAUUCCAGUUCUCCUUGUAGAUUCAUUCCUAUGUUCAUUCUCCUCAUCACUAUGCUCCUUUCUGUGUAUAUGUACUCUACUGAUCCAGAGAAAGCUACAAAUGACCAAGAAUGAAUGAAAUCAUCCAGUUGAAAUAACGACGAAAGCGAUUGCUAAAAACGAAGAGUUAUACAGUCUCGCAUGCAUAGGUAUAUUUACUUCAUUUAAUGCAAGUUAUUAGAAGCCAAAAGACUCGCAUGUCCAGGCUACCUAGGUAAAGGAUAAAACCCAGCUCUCUCCCCACCCUCCUAACUCUAUCUCUCUUGCUGUCUUUUUCUUCUUCUUUCUCAUCCGGAGACUUUCGAUUUCACCAUUAUGGGAUUCGGCCGAAAGCGUCAAUCUAAUCUUGCAUAUCAUGAAUCUAC